Molecule: messenger RNA, 4515 nt
Organism: Stegodyphus dumicola
Lineage: Eukaryota; Metazoa; Arthropoda; Arachnida; Araneae; Eresidae
Biological process (GO): extracellular matrix organization
Cellular component (GO): collagen trimer
Molecular function (GO): extracellular matrix structural constituent conferring tensile strength
Source: RefSeq, a predicted model, not a curated record
AUGAUUAAGAAGUUCGAGAAAAAAGAAAGGAAAAACGGGGUUACUGACCAUUCGCGCUGGGAGAGGAAUAAACCAGUAUCAGAAGAUGUAAUAACUGAUGUGGCAACUGCAAUUGUCGAAGGAUCGCAGGGAACCAUUGUUGGUGCUAGCAGCGCCCGGGGUGUAGCUCGACAAUUGGACAUGAAUUAUUCCACGAACUCUAACACUAUUUAUAUUCCAGGUGAGAAAGGCUUUCCCGGUUAUCCAGGUGAUAAAGGUGAUCGAGGAAUUCCAGGAAUACCUGGUUCUCCAGGUGCUAAAGGAGACAAAGGUGAAUCUGCUUUGUUUGGACUUCCGGGACCCAGAGGAAAGCCUGGACUUCCAGGAUUUGACGGUCCAAAAGGUCAGAAAGGUUUUCCAGGAGAUGUAGGUCCUCCAGGACCAUUUGGUCUACCAGGUCAAAAAGGAAUUCCAGGUUUACCUGGAGGUCCAGGAUUGCCAGGUUUUGACGGCCCCCCAGGACAGCCUGGGAUCCCUGGCAAAGAUGGGAAAGACGGACUACCUGGUUUAUCAGGUGAGAAGGGUGAACGAGGCCUAUCAGGUUUACCUGGUCCUCCCGGAGAAGCAGGCGUGGAUGGUCUUCCAGGACCCCCAGGAUUAAAGGGUGAUAAAGGAUUUCCCGGCUUUCCAGGACAGGAUGGUCAAAAAGGCUUACCAGGAGAAAAAGGGUAUCCCGGAGUUCCUGGAUUUCCGGGUUUGAAAGGGGAGCCAGGAGAAAUAUCAGCAAAGGGUGACAAAGGAGAAAGAGGAUUUCCUGGAUUGGAAGGUCCGCCCGGUCCUCCUGGACCAGCGGGUUUCGAUGGCUUACCUGGACCUAGCGGCGAUGAUGGUCUACCCGGAGUAGGUCUGCCAGGACCUCCUGGACCUCCAGGAGAAAGAGGACCUGAAGGACGACCUGGCAUUUCAGGAUUACCAGGACCCAAAGGAUCUCCAGGAUUACCAGGAUUAUCUGGUUUGAAAGGAAACAGAGGUUUGGAUGGCUUACCUGGCCCUCGAGGUCCACCUGGCUUCGACGGAGCACCUGGUCUACCAGGCGCUAAAGGAGAUAGUGGACUCCCAGGAUUUCUGGGUCAGAAAGGUAAUCUUGGUAUACCUGGACUACCAGGAUUUCCGGGACCUAAAGGCGAUAGAGGACUACCUGGACUCACUGGACCACCGGGAAAAGAUGGACUACCUGGAGAUAAAGGAAACCUUGGUUUCCCGGGAGCACCUGGUGCGAGAGCAUUACCAGGCGACAAAGGAGAACCUGGUCUACCAGGACAACCUGGCGUUCCUGGUGAAAAAGGAGAACGAGGAUUCGAUGGAUCUCCUGGAUUUCCAGGAUUGAAGGGGGAUCGAGGUUUUCCAGGAUUAGAUGGAUUACCAGGAACACCAGGACUUCAAGGUUUCCCAGGAGAACCUGGUUUACCGGGACCGAGAGGUAGAGCAGGACCACCAGGAAUUGGACAGAAAGGUGAUCGAGGAUUACCAGGACCACCAGGAGUUGCUGGACUCCCUGGCUUUCCGGGUGAUAAAGGAGAACCAGGUUUGCCAGGAUCCCCAGGCGAGCCAGGUUUUGCUGGAAAACCAGGAUUACCGGGUAGACCUGGUGAAAAAGGAGAUAUUGGCUUCCCGGGUCUUCCAGGACCUAGAGGUUUGGAUGGAGUACCAGGAAGGAAAGGAGAACGAGGGCUGCCAGGAUUCCCAGGACUAAAAGGCGAUCAAGGAUAUCCAGGAAUUCCAGGUCCACCUGGUCCCAUUGGAGACGCAGGGCCUCCAGGUCGUGAUGGUGCUUUUGGCCUGCCGGGUGUUAAAGGUGAAAAAGGAGAUGCAGGACUUCCAGGUUUAUCAGGAAUUAAAGGCUCUAAAGGUUUUCCAGGUUUAGAUGGUCUACCAGGACCAGAAGGUCCUCGAGGAUUUGAUGGUUUAAAAGGUUUAAAAGGCGACAAAGGUAAUGUUCCACCUUCUGAGUUAUUACGAGGCGAAAAAGGUGAACCUGGACUUCCAGGAAUCCCAGGUGAACCGGGAUUGCGAGGACCUAAGGGAUUUCCAGGAGCACCGGGUCACCCAGGCCUGAAAGGAAAUCCUGGCCCUAAUGGAUUACCAGGAUCUCCUGGUUCAUCCGGUCCAGAUGGUCCUAAAGGUGACAGAGGCUAUGAUGGACCUCCAGGACCUCCAGGUCCUCCUGGAGUUAGAGGUGAACCUGGUGUCAGGGGCAUUCCCGGAAGACCUGGCGGUGAAAAACUAAUGGGAAUGCUCGUGGUCCGGCACAGCCAGUCUUAUAACAUUCCACAGUGUCCACGAGGAAUGAGAAAGUUGUGGGAUGGUUACAGUUUACUGUAUAUAGAAGGCAAUGAAAAGUCUCACAACCAAGACUUAGGCUUCGCCGGAUCGUGCAUGCAGCGAUUCAGUACAAUGCCUUUCCUCUUCUGCGAUUUCAACAGUGUUUGCAAUUACGCAAGCCGCAACGACAAAUCUUACUGGCUAUCGACAAAUGCUCCUCUGCCUAUGAUGCCUGUAGGGGAUGAUAUGAUCCAAGAAUACAUCAGUCGAUGUGUUGUUUGCGAGACACCUGCUAACGUUAUUGCAGUUCACAGCCAGUCACUUGCAAUACCUGAUUGUCCAAAAGGUUGGAAUUCUCUCUGGAUUGGAUACAGUUUUGCAAUGCAUACUGCAGCAGGCGCAGAAGGAGGUGGACAAUCCCUGUCUAGUCCUGGCAGUUGUCUGGAAGACUUCAGAGCUACUCCAUUUAUUGAAUGCAAUGGUGCGCGAGGAACAUGCCACUACUUUGCAAACAAAUUCAGUUUCUGGUUGACAACCAUUGAAGACGAAGAACAGUUUGAGAGGCCGAUCAGCACCACACUCAAGGCAAAUAAUCUGCGCUCACGAGUCAGCCGCUGCAACGUGUGCCUUAAAAGUACAACUGUGACAUGAUCAAAAAUAGAUUGAAAACUGACUGAAAACAAACUGAAAUGCUGAGCGUUACUUAGUGGGACUGUAAUUUUAAAACAAGGGACAUUUAAUGUUCAUAAGUUGAAAAUAAAGAUACUAGGGACGUCAGAUUUCUAAAAGCAUGCAAAUUAUUUUUUUACCAGCUUCUUGAAGCAGUUAUAUUUUAAAUUCUAUUUAUCACUAGCCGUGUUUCUGAAUUGUUUUGGACAUCAGUUUUGGCACUAAGUCAUGAAAAAUAAAAAAGUAUGAAAAUUAAAAAUCCUUCAAAUUAACAGUAAUUUACAGAGAAUUAUUCAGAAUAAUUUUUCCAAUUACCCUACUUUUGAAGUUUAUAAACAGAGAGCGGUUAGUGACACAUCAUACUAAAGCAAAAUGUACAUGUUUUGUCUUUCUUCAUAAAAGUAAGGCAUGUGAUGAGCAACAUCCAGGCAAUAUAUAUAACUCAUUAUAGUUAGACAAUACAUCGAAAUUACCUCUCUAGAUUGUCUUUUAUCAUUGACUCUACCAGCAACAGCAAUAUCUUUAUUUUUAAGCUCUUCUUUGUCACCAAUCGCUGUGCGUUUGUAAAUUUCAAUAUAGUCAUUUGAAAUUAGGUAAAAAUAACUUAAAACUACCUUUUACAUUACACUCAACUAUCAUCUUAAUAUAAAAAAUGGAGGUAAACAGCAAAUGAUAAUAGUAUAUAUUUCAUAAAAACAGUAUUAGAACUGUUAAAUGACAUGUAAAAGGACUUAUUAGAUUUUCUACUGGAUUAAAUCAUAUGAAUAUAGUAAGUAAAAAAAUGCAGUUAGGAAAAAAUGAAUAAGUGCGUAACUGUAUGAAUUUAAAGAAAGAAAGCAAUUGCACAUUUUAUACAUGGUAUCCAAUUAUAUUAAUACAUGCUUUUACCAUGACAAACAGCAAUUUCGAUUUUGUUAUUUGUAGACUGGAAAAUAGAACAGCUCCCAGUAACGCUCACGUUUAAAUAUACUGCCAUAUAACAUUUAAAUAUACUGCCAGCAGGCCAGAAAAAUGCAAAAAUACAUGAAUUGCUCCAAAGGCAUUUAGGCUGUAUGUAUAUGCCGUUAAUUCAACAUAUUACAUUGAACUUAUUCAAGAUGUUCACCUUUCCUCAAAAAAAGACUUUGAUAUUAAAAUAUCUUUUAUGUUGUGCUGUUUUCAACGAACUGACGAGUAACUUAGCUUUAUUUAUAUGGUAAUGAACUAUUCCAAGUUUCUGGUCUGCCAUUUUGUAUGUUUGCUAUUUUUUAAACUUUUUCUAGUCGCUAUGCUCAUAGAAUGGUGCUAUGAAAAUGACAAUAAAAUGAAUGUACUUAAAAGCACUGUAAACUUAAUGUUAUUAAAAUUGUAUGUUAAAAAUUAUUUUACUAUUUUUAAUAUUUAUGUCAGCUUAAAAAUUAUUUGAAUUAAAGUUAUUUUUAUGUUAAUAUCCUGAAAUGCGAAAUUUCACAUUAAUUUUGCUUAAGACUAUCAUUGCUAGCUUUCAUUUUAAUAUUGAAUAACAACUUUGUUUAAAAACUGAAUAAAAUACUUUAUAAGACUUCA